Molecule: messenger RNA, 3050 nt
Organism: Cryptomeria japonica (Japanese cedar)
Lineage: Eukaryota; Viridiplantae; Streptophyta; Pinopsida; Cupressales; Cupressaceae
Exons: 3
Coding region: 80-2752 (890 amino acids)
Biological process (GO): protein phosphorylation
Molecular function (GO): protein kinase activity; ATP binding
Source: RefSeq, a predicted model, not a curated record
AACCCGCGAUUUUAGCCGGCGUCUACCUCUGCCCUCCUUACCCGCCAUAGCUUUGCUACAGAACCUCCUGUAUAGUCAUAUGAGUUCAAUAUUACUUUGCAACUAUUCUAAACUGAUGGAUACGCAUGGGGAAGGCAUUCUGGACAUUCGUAGUCUUGUUUCGGACUCCCUGGAUAAACUCAACCUUCUCAUGAACCAGAAAAGCUUCAAGUUUCAUGUCGAGCAAUGCCAAAGUUUGUGCACUUAUAUACUCGAUAGACUCUCCCCCUAUAUUGAAAAGAAUGAGCAAUACCUGGGUGGCGAUUUCUGGAGCGAGCAUGUGCAGAAGGCUUGGAAGGAGAUAUAUCGUGCCAUGAAAGAAGCAGAAACAUACCUCAAUCACUGCUCAACUGAUAGCUCCCGGAUUAAAUGUUUUAUCCUGGCCAACAAAGGUGAGGCCUUCGCCAUACACAUGCACGACCUUGCUUGGUCUCUUCUUUGCUUAGAUUUAGCCCUUUGGUGCCCCAUCGAAGAAGGGAAUGAUGCAUUCUACAUUAGAGUAUUCCACAACAGAAUCAUUUUUUUCUUUGCAGAAAUGUCUGAAUUGUAUUUAGAACAAUUUGGCCUUAAGUUCCAUGACUACUGGCACCUACUCAUGGCUUGUAAUCAAACGGCUGCCAAGGCUUGGCCUUUUGAACAUAGAAAUAAAAUUGGGGUUUCACUGUUCAUGGAGAGAAAGCUGUUAGAACUUAUAAGGAUUGAAUGUAAAAUUGAAUCUGCAAAUGGUAUACCUACGUGGCUGCAGAUCCCUGCUAAAGAUUUAAUCAAAAAGAAAAUUAUAGGAGAGGGAGCUUUUGGGCAAGUGUACGAGGGGUCAUGGCUGGGGCAUAAGGUUGCCAUAAAAGACAUUCCAAUUGAUGCUCGUGAUCUGUUUGGCACGGAGACUGCAGUUCUUUGCAAGCUACAGAGCCCUUUCAUUGUCCAGUUGAUAGGAACAUGUGUUGAGGGAAACCAUUGUUAUAUUGUAAUGGAAUUAGUCAGCUCCAGCUUGGACAAAUUACUUACGAAUUCUGGAGGCAGGGCACCCCUGGCGCUGCCUGUAGCAGUGGAUAUGAUGCUUCAAAUUUCGAGGGGAAUGGAAUACCUUCACAGCCAUGGGAUCAUGCACAUGGAUCUCAAAGCUUCUAAUGUUCUCAUACAACCCUCUGCAGUUCCAGAAUUUAGAAAGCAAAGUUACGGGCGAGUUAAGCUCUGCGACUUUGGAAUGGCCAGUUUGAGGCUAUCCAGUUUCCGGUGUGAAGAUCCCAAGGGAACCUGUUACUGGAGAGCGCCCGAAGCUUUUCCCUUGCCAAUUGAAGAAUUGGUGCAAGAAAUUGAUACUCUAAAAGAAUAUACCCAUAAAGCAGAUGUAUACAGCUUUGCCAUGACUUGUUAUGAGAUUCUGACGGGGAAACAGCCUUUCCUUGGUGUACAUCCCAAAAAUUUGUAUCGAAUGAUUGUGCGAGGCGAAAGACCGAUUUUGCAGCGCACCCAAUGUCCAGCUGUGUUAGCUGAUUUCAUAGUAAAGUGUUGGGAGACAGAUCCAAAGAGUCGUCCUUGUUUUGCACAAAUUUCUACUUUUAUGAGGAACAUGAAGUUAUUUAUACUGAGAUCGAACGAUACUAGUGACUGGCUUGCAAAAUCCGACGGGUAUUUAUACCCACCUGAACCUGAGGUGUUUUCAGAACUUGUGAUGGCCAAGAAAGAAGAAUUUGAUGAAAGCCCUGAAGACGAGAAACUGAGGUCGAUAACUAGGGUUCUUCACAUCAUUCCCCCUGAGAUAAAAAGAAGAUACAACAUUAUAGAAGUGGCCGGGGCAAUGCUUUCAGAAAAUUCGGAUGUAGGAAAAGAUCAACCCACUCUUGUGUUCCCGAAUAUAAGGGGUCCAUUUAAUCUAGAUGAUAUUUUUCAAUCUGGUAUGGAAGUCUUGGGAAAGGGCAGCUUUGGAACUACAUAUAAAGCUAAUUUGCAUUCUCUUGUAGUCAAGAGAUCGUCACAGUACACAACUUAUGUGGGCGACAAGGGAUAUUUUGAACAAUGUUUACAAGCAAUAGGAAGGCUGAAGCAUACCAAUCUGGUGAGUUUAGAGGCUUGCUAUACUUCCAAAGAGACAAAGUUUCUUAUUUAUAAGUACCAUCCCAAAGGCAGCCUCUACUCUCUUCUACACAGUGAAACAGUACCAAAAUUUGAAGGGGAUGUGCUAAAGAUAGCGGUGGAUGUGGCGUUGGGGUUGGCGUUUGUUCACAAGUCAGGUAUGGUACACGGCAAUGUAAAAUCCUCCAACGUUCUGCUGGACGACAAUGGAGGAGCCUGUCUAGCAGAUUCUUGUUUGGCGGGUCUUGUGAAAAACUCAAGUGUUGCUAAGAAAUCCUGGGGUUACAUGGCACCGGAGCAGUACAAUAGCGGAAAAGGAUCUGAAAAAACAGACGUGUAUAGUUUUGGAGUUUUGCUCAUUGAACUUGUCACUCUGAAGAACCCUUCAUCUUUGCAUCUUCCCACGUGGAUUCUAUCCAUUAAGGAAGCAAAUUUGACCACCAAAGAGUUCCAUGUGAGGCCGACGAGGAUUUCUGGUGAAAUGCUUAAAGUAGCAAUGCGUUGUACAUCUCCCCACGUAGACACCCGUCCUAUGAUGAGGAAAGUGGUUGAAAUGCUUGUAAAUUUGGAGAAAUGCUACUGGUGGUGUCCUAAUGAUAAAAGAAUGGAUUACCUUUGCACGAGAAUUUCCUUUUGUUAGGCAGUCUUUACCAAAUGAUGCCUGCAUUAAGGAAAGUUCCGCGUCUCUAAAUCAACCAUUUUCUCCUUUAUUGCACAUUCUUACCCAAUGCUCUUUCCCAUUAACGAGGACAUGGGCAAACUUAAUGGAUGCGACACAAACUUUUACGAGUACUUAGCCUAUAUUAUAGUGCGUCUAUGAAUAAUACAAAUGUUUCUUAUAAUAUAUAUGUGGUCGUUCUCUGUUUUCGCUAUUUUAAUUAGGCCGAACGUGUUGGGUCAAUCUACAACAAUGAGGUCAAACCUUUGUCGUCAUGCAU